Messenger RNA from Suillus subaureus, 2382 nucleotides. Its product is annotated as P-loop containing nucleoside triphosphate hydrolase protein. The coding region runs from base 1 to 2382 and encodes 793 amino acids. Gene Ontology annotation, molecular function: GTPase activity; GTP binding. The transcript is spliced from 4 exons. Gene Ontology annotation, cellular component: mitochondrion. Gene Ontology annotation, biological process: ribosome disassembly; mitochondrial translation. Lineage: Eukaryota; Fungi; Basidiomycota; Agaricomycetes; Boletales; Suillaceae. The record is from RefSeq and is a predicted model, not a curated record.
AUGCUUCGUAGGGCCUUAUGGCUACUGGUGAAGGACCGCCAACUGAAGUUCCUGAAUCAGCGCUUCCUGACUACCGAGGCUCACCAUGAGACUUCUCUUAUCAGAAAUAUGGCCCUGGUAGCCCACAUCGACUCUGGGAAAACUACACUUACGGAGUCCAUACUACACAAGUCGGCCUACCUUACAGCCCCUGGCUCAGUUGACACUGGCAGCACUACGACAGACUUCUUGCCUGCCGAACGAGAACGCGGCAUCACAAUCCAAUCUGCGAGCAUUCCAGUUAAAUGGGACAAAUGGACUUUUAAUCUCAUAGAUACACCAGGUCAUGCUGACUUUGGUAUGGAGGUGGAGAGUGCAAGUCGCGUUGUUGAUGGGGCUGUCGUUCUCAUUGAUUCAGUGGAAGGGGUCGAAGCACAAACUAAAGGCGUUUGGCGACAACUGGAUCGAUAUGGUGUCCCCACCAGGCUUAUGUUUCUGAAUAAACUUGACCGACCGGGUGCUUCUUUCAGGUCGUCGUUGCGCUCGCUACUUACCCAUAGGCUGCACCCGAACCCCAUGGCUUUAGCAUUGCCAGUUGCUUCCUUCCAUACUGAAGACUACAUGCGAGCCGAACCAGGCAUUCAAGGACUGGUCGACCUGGUAAAAUGGGAAAUUUGGAAAUGGACGGAAGAUGGUCAUUCUGCUAUACAAUCCCUUCCUAGAACGGUCGAAGAACUCGAGACAAGCGGUAUAUUUCCGACAAACCAUCCUAUAAUCCCGCACCUUGUGGCCGCUCGGACAACUCUUUUGGAAAACCUCUCGAUGUACUCUGAUGAAUUGAUGGAAUACCUACUCGCUUUGCCGCCAGGACCUUCAUCGUAUCUUGAUGUCCAGACGGCUGCAAUCAUGCCACAUCUUCGUAAAGCUACACUAAGCAAUGAGAUUCUCCCUAUUCUUUGUGGUUCUGCGAUGAAAAGUAUUGGAACAGAAUUGGUAAUGAACUACGUUGGCGAGCUCCUGGCAAGCCCAAUGGACGUUCGGUUGGACGCGGAGUCAGCUGACGGACCACUGCGCCUUCUAGCAUGGAAAGUGAGCUGGGAUAAACGCAAAGGAUGGAUGACGUUCGUUCGCGUGUAUUCCGGAACCCUCAAGCGUCAGAGUUCUGUAUUCAAUGUUACCAGUGGCCAGAAGGAGAAAAUUUCCAAGGUUCUUCUCCUAUACGCUGCGGAGGCACAGGAAGUCGAGUCCCUGCCGUACGGCUCUGUCGGAGUCAUCUUAGGCUUGAAGUUCACUCGCACAGGCGACACUCUCGUUGAUGCCCGACGCUCGUCUAACUCAUCGCAAACAUCCCUUCGAGGAGUACUUCCACCACCCGCGGUUAUGUCGGUCUCCGUUAUACCCAAGUCCCAUUCUGACCUCGACCCUGUACAAGAGGCUUUACAUGCUUUAUCUCGCACGGACCCUUCUGUUCGGGUCGAUAUGCAAGAGGGCCAAUUACUUGUCCACGGAUUAGGUGCACUGCAUCUCGAGAUUGUCGAGGGAAGACUGCGGGACGAAUGGGAUGUUAAUUUUGAAUUGGGUAGCCGUCGCGUCAGCUAUCGUGAAUCUCUGGGACCUGGGCCCAGCUCCAACGUAAACAAUUGGGCCACUGAAGUUGCAGGAAAACCAGUUACGAUCAAGAUCCUGAUGACGGUGAAACCUCUUGCUGAUGACGAGCAGGGCGAUCCGGUCUGGGAUGGUAACCUUGUUUUGGGCCCGAGUGGAAAGCCUCUAUUGUCUCCAGAUGCCUUCCGGGAUCAACUGGACCCUAUGGCAAAUAUCGCUCGGGGCUUGUCCAGCUCCCUAUCGAAUUCGCCACAUACAUCCCUGCCACUCUCUCACAUCAAGAUCCACGUCACGGACUAUAACCUUCCCCGUGACAUUCCAACGUCCAUUCUUGCCGGUGCUAGUUCAUCCAUUCUACGAACUCGAAUACGAGAAGCGGGAAUGGGUCCCGUGUUAGAGCCAUUCAUCAAACUCAAAAUAUCUCUUCAUGAGAAUACCAUGGGAAAGGUUGUCAAGGAUCUCACUGAAAACGGUGGUGAAGUUUUGGACCUUGCUUCCGACACGUCAGCUAUGGACGGAGACGAAGUAGUUGCGUACUCCACGGAUGGAUUGUAUAUCCCUCCAGAAGAACUAUCGCCUUCAUCUGCUGCUUCUACGUCAUCCAAGUUUUCAAACGACGCCCCACGACUCAAACGCACUAUUCAUGCAGUCGCACCGCUAAGCCGCAUGCUGGAUUAUUCAACCCGCCUUCGCGCAUUGUCAGGGGGACAUGGUCUCUUCGACAUGCUGAACGCAGGAUUCAGACAAGUCUCUGAAGCACGUAGGUUGGAGAUAUUACGAGAGAUAGGGCGCGCAUAA